Salvia hispanica is the source of this 545-nucleotide messenger RNA. Its product is annotated as large ribosomal subunit protein eL43z. Gene Ontology annotation, biological process: translation. The record is from RefSeq and is a predicted model, not a curated record. Gene Ontology annotation, molecular function: structural constituent of ribosome. Gene Ontology annotation, cellular component: ribosome. NCBI's taxonomy places the organism in Eukaryota, Viridiplantae, Streptophyta, Magnoliopsida, Lamiales, Lamiaceae.
UUAUAUAUAAUCACAGAAUUGCAUCUAGGGUUGAAUCUAGGGUUUUUCGUCGCUGCAGCCUCACAGUCGUCUCUCUAGCUCGUUUGCGAUGGCCAAGAGAACCAAGAAGGUUGGCAUUGUUGGUAAAUAUGGCACUCGUUAUGGUGCUAGUUUGAGGAAGCAAAUCAAAAAGAUGGAAGUCAGUCAACACAGCAAGUACUUCUGCGAGUUUUGCGGCAAGUAUGCUGUGAAGAGACAGGCUGUUGGCAUUUGGGGUUGCAAGGACUGCGGCAAAGUGAAGGCCGGUGGUGCCUACACAAUGAACACUGCCAGUGCUGUGACCGUCAGGAGCACUAUCAGAAGGUUGAGGGAGGCUACUGAGAGUUAAAUUUUAGGAAAGACGGUGUGAAUUUUGAUUUCUCUAUUGUUAUCCUUUCUCAUUUUCGUUAGACUUGGGUGUUUAUGCUUUCUCAUCAAAACUGAGGCUUAUAUCGGUCGAAAGUGCAGCUGUAACUUGAUUUUGAAUGAUGUUUACUAUUAUACGUAUUUGUUUCAUUGAUGUUGUA